Solanum dulcamara is the source of this 723-nucleotide messenger RNA. RefSeq lists its product as uncharacterized. The record is from RefSeq and is a predicted model, not a curated record. The transcript has a single exon. Lineage: Eukaryota; Viridiplantae; Streptophyta; Magnoliopsida; Solanales; Solanaceae. Bases 95 to 430 code for a protein of 111 amino acids.
AAAUUCCAUACUGGAAAAGUAACAAUAAAUCUCAAAUAAGAAACUAAUUAACAAAAAAAGGUAUCAAUCAAAGCUCAUCCAAGAAAAUUAAGUCAUGGAAAUAGAAUUGGCAAAGUGUGACUGUUGUGGAUUGAAAGAAGAGUGUACAAUAGAGUACAUAAGUGAAGUGAAGGAGAAUUUUGAAGGCAAAUGGCUAUGUGGAUUAUGCUCAGAAGCUGUUAGAGAUGAAGUUUAUAGAGGAAAAAAGAAGCACUAUUUUCUUGAAAUGGAAGAAGCUUUAAAAGCUCACAUGUCAUUUUGUAGAAAAUAUAAGUCUAAUAAUCCUGCUGUUCAUGUAGCUGAUGGUAUGAGGCAAAUGCUAAGAAGAAGGUCAGGUGAUUUGUCAACAAAUACUUCUUCUAAGAAGUGUACAAGAUCAAUAAGCACAUGAUAACAACAUCAUAUACUAUUGAAGUACUAUUACUGUAAUUUUUAUAAUCAAACGUGUCAGGUUCGAGUAUUAAAAAUUAAAUAAAAAUUACUACUAUAAAUACACUUUUCUUUUUAAUAAUUUUCGUAUGAUAUAAACUUGAAUUAGUCUAAUCAACGAGUUUCAGAUACUUGUAUGAUUAAUUAGAAGGUUGAAAAAGGUCUCACAAUCCCUUUUGAUGGCUAAAUCGUAAUAUAACAUCUUUGUGUUGUACAUAGACUGUUAAUAUUUUCAGUGGAGCCUAUUGCUAAUAA